AUACUUCAGUUUGGGAACUAAAGUAGCAGUUUCAAGCUCUAUCGCUACUUAAGAAGAUUAUGCAGAAAACAGAAUGAAGCAUAUUCAGUCUAGAACUGUGAGUAUAUCUGAUUGCUAAGGAACAACAUUAACGGAUACCACAGAGAAGGUUACACAAUAAUUGAUUACCCAACGAAGAAAAAGUCCCCGCCCUUUGGGAUACAAAAUUCCCUCAGAACACUGACACCUCGGUAAAUGACCACUGCAACCUAUCAAAUCAGAAUAAGAUAGGAACACAGACUGAAAUAUUCUAAGAUGUCCAACUCAAGCAUAAACGCUUCAGAAGACAACUGCACUUACAGCUCAGUAGUAACUACUCAUGUCAUUCCACUGGCUUAUGGAUUCAUUUUCAUAGGAGGAAUCCUGCUAAAUGGUGUAGCAGCAUGGAUUUUUCUACAUGUUCCUAGCAAGAAAAGCUUUGUCGUCUAUCUCAAGAAUAUUGUUGUUGCCGACCUUCUUAUGAGCCUGACUCUCCCCUUCAAAAUUCUUAAUGAUUCAGAAAUUGGGCCUUGGCAGAUCAAUGUUUUAGUCUGCCGAUUUUCAGCUGUUAUUUUUUACCUAAAUAUGUACGUUGGAAUAACAUUUUUUGGCCUCAUAGGGUUUGACAGAUACUACAAAAUUGUAAAGCCUCUGCUUACCUCCUUUGUUCACACAGUUAAUUACAGCAAGAUUACCUCUGUAGUCGUAUGGGCAUUGCUCAUGUUUUUAUCAUUUCCAAAUAUUAUUUUAACUAACCAAAGUCCUACAGAGAAUAAUUCCAAAAAGUGUGUAACUCUUAAAAGUGAGCUUGGUCUACAGUGGCAUAAGGCUUCAAGCUAUAUUUGCCUAGGAAUUUUCUGGACUGUGUUUCUUCUGUUAAUCAUUUUUUACAGUGCAAUAGCAAGAAAAAUAUAUAGUUCCUACAGAAAGUUCAGGAGAAAUUCAGCAGUAACUAGGGAAAAAAUCAAUCGCAAUAUAUUCAGCAUCAUGUUUGUAUUUGUCAUUUGUUUUGUGCCAUAUCAUCUUUGCAGACUUCCAUACACAUUAAGUCAAACUGGAUCUCAGUUCUCCUGUCAGUCAAGCAAAAAUCUGUACUAUGCAAAAGAAUUUACUCUGUUACUCUCCGCUGCAAAUGUGUGCCUUGAUCCCAUUAUUUAUUUAUUUCUCUGUAAGCCCUUUAGAGAAAAGUUAUACCAAAAACUGCAUCUCAAGUUGACAACUUUAGCUGAAAUAGAAAACUCUAAAUCCAGAAGGUCAAACAUUACAUGACAGCGUCAUUAUUUCAGAAAUUCACAUAUCUCUUAUAAGAUAUAGUAUGGAAAAUUAUUCCAGAUUGCAAAGCAGUUAACAAAGGAACUGGAUAAAUGAAGAGCAUGUGCAACAAUAAACAUGAGGUGUCAAUUUAAAAAGCAUUUCAGCUAUUUGUUUUCCAUAUUAAAAAGCAUUACCACAUGCUGUACUAUGCACUACUUCCAGAUUACUUCAAACUAUAACUUCUUACAAUGGAAUAUAUUAGCUGUUUGAGGCCUAGUACAGACAGGAGAAUGACUGGAGUAGAAAGCUGGACAUGCAGGUCUGGGUUCUAUGCGAGUGGCAAGGAUUAACCAGCAGAACUACGCAACAGCUGCAGCCCGUUAGUCUCCAUAACCCAACCUGGAGCACAUAAGAAGUACAAGCUAGCAACAAGGGCUUGGGAGUGACUGAAUAGCAAAGCUGGACAAAAAAUGUUGGACAAAGCUUAUUCAAUGAAAAAUGCAGUUUCAGUUGCCUUCCAAUUAUUCGCGAAUUUGACACAAAUAGUUUUGGGCAUUCACAAAAUGGCCAGAGGAGGAGGAGGAGAAAGAUGAGGAGGUAGUGACGCUGCUAGUGACACUAUC
This is a messenger RNA of Gopherus flavomarginatus (Mexican gopher tortoise), 1895 nucleotides long. It is a transcript of the gene P2RY14, whose product is annotated as purinergic receptor P2Y14. Lineage: Eukaryota; Metazoa; Chordata; Testudines; Testudinidae. Gene Ontology annotation, biological process: G protein-coupled receptor signaling pathway. Bases 295 to 1287 code for a protein of 330 amino acids. The transcript has 3 exons. The record is from RefSeq and is a predicted model, not a curated record. Gene Ontology annotation, cellular component: membrane. Gene Ontology annotation, molecular function: G protein-coupled purinergic nucleotide receptor activity.